AUGUCUACCAUACGGACCUCGCCUCCAUACACGCCGCGUACAAAUCCAGGCAGUGUACCCACCGCAGACAUAACGCAAUACUACCUAGACGAUGACUUGACGAAGCUCGCAGGCUUCAUUACUAGUGUACCCCCGGAUCUCUUGUACAACAUAAUGUCCGCCGCGACUGAAGCCGACCUCAGAGCGCUCCUCGCCCUUAUCGACCCAUCCGAUCUACGCAUCGAGCCCGGCUACCUGAUGACCAGAACUUCGCCAAAGGCGUGGGCCGACAUCAUGGGUAGACAGUAUGCGGACCUUCAGGGCGCUGAGAUUGCGUUCUUGAAGGACCUGGACUUCAGGACUUGGGUACAUGAGGCUGACUUCAAGGAGUUUGUGGGCAGGUUCGAGAUCGUGUGGGAGAUGUUGCUUGAAAAUCAGGAUGACGUUUUCUUUUGA
Molecule: messenger RNA, 435 nt
Organism: Alternaria incomplexa
Lineage: Eukaryota; Fungi; Ascomycota; Dothideomycetes; Pleosporales; Pleosporaceae
Exons: 2
Coding region: 1-435 (144 amino acids)
Source: RefSeq, a predicted model, not a curated record